Molecule: messenger RNA, 4031 nt
Organism: Anoplophora glabripennis (Asian longhorned beetle)
Lineage: Eukaryota; Metazoa; Arthropoda; Insecta; Coleoptera; Cerambycidae
Product: probable multidrug resistance-associated protein lethal(2)03659
Exons: 10
Coding region: 1-3963 (1320 amino acids)
Biological process (GO): transmembrane transport
Cellular component (GO): membrane
Molecular function (GO): ATP binding; ATP hydrolysis activity; ABC-type transporter activity
Source: RefSeq, a predicted model, not a curated record
AUGGAAGAAAUAAAGUACUCUGCAGAAAAUUUCAAUAAAAGGAAACACCCACUACAUAAGGCAAACAUAGUAACAAAAACAUUUUUCUGUUGGCUGUUACCAUUCUUUGUAAGAGGUUUUAAAAAAGAGUUAACUGAAGAUGAUAUGUAUGGCACUCUCAAAUCACAUGAUUCAGGUUUGUUGGGUGAUAGGUUACAGAAGGCUUGGAACCACGAAGUGGCGAACAAAAAGGAUCCUUCUUUAUGGAUAGCAAUUCUUAAAGUCUUUGGAAUCGAGCUAUUGCUAUGUGCUCUCUACUUUGGUUUUAUAGAAUUUGUAAUAAAAUUAUCUCAGCCGAUAUUAAUCUCGAAGCUCCUAACCUUCUACGAGCCUAACCAGACCGCAAUGAGCAAAGAUGAGGCCUGCAUUUACGGAGCACUAUUGGUUCUCUUUACUCUUUUAAGAGUGGUGCUAACGCACAAUUAUCUCCUUCAAACUCUGCAAUUAUCUAUGAAAAUAAGGGUAGCCACUUGUUCUUUGAUUUAUCGAAAAUCACUGAAACUGAGUAAAUUUGCUUUGAUCGAAACAACUAUUGGACAAAUGGUCAACCUGCUCUCAAAUGAUGUUUCCAGGUUUAAUACAGCUACUCAGUACGCAAAUUAUUUGUGGUUGUCACCACUUGGGACUGCUUUAGUUAUGUACUUAUUGUAUAUUAAUGUUGGAAUUACAGGAUUGGCUGGAACAUUUUUCUUGCUUCUAUUCAUUCCUUUUCAGGUGUAUAUGGGUAAAAAAACCUCCCAAUUUAGACUAAGGACAGCUUUGCGGACAGACGAAAGAGUACGUCUGAUGAGUGAGAUAGUAACAGGUAUUCAAGUCAUCAAAAUGUACACAUGGGAAAAGCCUUUCGCUAAACUAGUUGAACUAUCGAGAGAGAAAGAAAUGCAGCAGAUUUGGAGCAAUGAAAUAAUAAAAGGCAUUGCCAUGUCAUUCAAUCUGGUAUUAAACAGAGCGGCAGUUUGUAUAUGUAUACUAACUUAUGUUUUAAGUGGAAAUGUAGUUAAUGCCACAUAUGCUUACACUGUUUCUUCGUAUUACGCUACAUUGAGGCAAGUUGUGGUAAAGUUCUUUCCAGAAGCAGUAACACAGCUAGCUGAAACUAAAGUGUCGGUGUCCAGAAUCAGAACAUUUUUGAUGUACGAAGAAAUAGAAGUUAAUUUUGAUUUUAAUGUUGCUGCAGAUAACAAACGCUCUAAAUUACAGAAUGGAGGAAUGAACAGUUCGUUGAAAACAAGUUAUCCAAAUCAACCUGUAGGCAUACAGCUGAAUAAGGUAUCAGUAAAAUGGAUUAAGUCACUACCUGACAACGCGUUAGAAAAUAUAACUUUUGAUGUCAAUUCGAAACAGUUAGUAACUAUCAUCGGACCCGUAGGGGGUGGUAAAACCACCCUUCUCAACACCAUCCUAAAGGAGUUACCUCCAGUGGAAGGUACAGUAAAUAUAAGAGGAUCCAUAUCCUACGCCUCCCAGGAGCCAUGGCUUUUCGGUGGAAGCGUCAGACAAAACAUAAUUUUUGGUCAAAAAUUUAACGCCGCGAAAUAUGACGAGGUGGUAAAGGUGUGUGCUUUAGAAAGAGACUUUACUCUUUUUCCUUACGGAGACCAAACUCUUGUUGGCGAUCGAGGUACCACCCUUAGUGGGGGACAAAGAGCUCGCAUAAACCUUGCCAGAGCAGUGUACAAGGAAGCAGACAUAUACUUGUUAGACGACCCUUUAUCAGCUGUAGACACGCAUGUAGGAAGACAGUUGUUUGAUCAAUGCAUUUGUGGAUACCUAAAAGACAAAUGCGUUGUACUUGUAACUCAUCAAAUCCAGUAUCUUAAAAAUGUAGAAACUAUUUACUUAAUUGACACUGGGAAGAUUUACGUUUCGGGAUCUUAUUUAGAUUUGCAAAGUUGUGAUAAUGAGUUUAUAAAGUUGUUGACAAAUUCUGAUAAAGAAAAGGAAGAUGAUGAACAAAGUCCUUCAAUUGAAAAAAAGUUCAAACUAGUAAAUGCGGGAAACCAGAACAAUACGACCAGAGAGGCACCAAUUCAGCAAAAAGAAUUCAAAAGAACAGGAGAUAUAUCCUGGUGUGUUUACAAAAAUUAUUUUGUAUCUGGAGGAAGCUGGAUCAAAAUAUUGUUGCUCUUAUCUACUUUUAUUAUUUCGCAAGUUGCAGCUAGUACAACGGACUAUUUUGUCAGUGUGUGGGUCAAUUUAGAACAAUGGAGGGUCACACAGUAUAAAACAGUCCUCAACAACACCUUUUCGGAAAAUUCUCAAGGACGUAGUAAACAGGACUUAUUUCAGUCAACGCUGGAUUUGAUUUUGACAAAGAAUAUUUCAGUGGUUAUAUAUACAUGUUUGAUUAUUGGCACAAUAACCGUGACUUUAACGAGGUCAAUCAGUUUCUUCAAAUAUUGUUCUGUUGCUUCCACCAAAUUGCACAACCUAAUGUUUGAUAAAAUCGUAUACGCUCCUAUGAGGUUCUUCAACUUGAAUCCUCCAGGAAGGAUCCUUAAUAGAUUUUCGAAAGACAUUGGAGCUGUAGAUGAAUUAUUACCAUUGUCUCUUUUGGAUACUUUAGAGACUGGUCUAAAUGUUGCAGCAAUUAGUUUAGUCAUUGGUUCACUUAAUCCUUGGAUUUUGUUACCUACUUUAGUUAUUCUUGUAAUAUUUUAUUACUUGAGAGUUGUAUUUUUGGCUACUAGCAGAGCUGUGAAACGAAUUGAAGCAACUACUCGCAGUCCUAUUUACACUCAUUUAUCCGCAUCUUUACAGGGAUUAACUACUAUAAGAGCCUUCGGAGCGCAAAAUAUUUUAAAAAAAGAGUUCGAUAACUAUCAGAACAGAAAUACUUCUCCAUGUUACAUGUUCAUUGCGACAAACAGGACUUUUGGAUUCUGGUUAGACUUCCAUUGUGUUAUUUACAUAGCACUUGUUACUGUUAGCAUUUUAUUUAUUGAAAAAGAGGUAUUUGGUGGAAAUGUAGGUUUAGCUCUCACUCAAUCUAUAAGUCUCACCGGAAUGUUCCAGUGGGGUGUCAGACAAUGGAGUGAAUUAGAAAACAACAUGACUUCGGUGGAAAGAGUGCAGGAGUAUACCGAAGUUACUCCAGAAAAAGACGAAACAACUAAACCUUUUCUUAAAUUUUGGCCAGAGGAAGGUACUAUUGAAUUCAUAAAAAUGUGUCUAAGGUAUAGUCCAGAUGAUUCUUAUGUUCUAAGAGACCUGACCUUUGAGAUUAAAUCGAAUGAAAAGAUAGGCAUUGUUGGAAGAACUGGUGCAGGAAAGUCAUCCCUUAUAGCGGCACUCUUUCGUCUUACUGACAUAGAGGGAAGUAUAGUAAUUGAUAAAGUAGAUACGAGAGAUGUUCCUCUAAAUACCUUGAGGUCAAAGAUUUCCAUUAUACCGCAGGAACCAGUGUUGUUUUCAGGAACACUUAGAAAGAAUUUAGAUCCAUUCGAUGAGUACAGUGAUGAGAUCCUGUGGAAUGCUUUGGAAGAAGUAGAACUAAAAAACGCAAUAUCUAGCCUUGCUGGAGGUUUAGACAGCAAAAUGUCUGAAGGGGGAUCAAACUUCAGCGUAGGACAGAGGCAACUUAUGUGUCUGGCAAGGACCAUAAUUCGCAACAACAGAAUUCUCGUACUGGACGAAGCUACUGCAAAUGUAGAUCCUCAUACAGAUGGACUGAUUCAAACAACGAUCAGGAAGAAAUUCGCGAAUUGCACUGUUUUGACUAUAGCGCACAGGUUGCAUACAAUUAUGGAUUCAGAUAAAGUUUUGGUGAUGGAUGCUGGUAGAGCUGUCGAAUUUGAUCAUCCAUACAAUCUUUUAAAAGAUCCUGACAGUGUUUUCUAUGGGCUCGUUAUGCAAACCGGAGCUCGGAUGGCAGAAAAUUUAAUAUCCGUAGCAGAACAAAGCUACAGAAAAUUACCUCACUAAUUUUAUAAAAAUUGUAUUAUUUAUCUAUCUUCCUAGUAUAGGUAUACGUUGUAAGUGUUUUAAGUGAU